AUGCCUCCCCGUCUAUCUCUCUGUCUCUCUUCCUCGAACUCCCAUGAUUAUCUAUUGCUAUCUCUCUACUCUCUCUCUCUCUCUACUCUCUCUCUCUCUCACUCUCUCACUCUGGCCUCCACAUCUAUCUAUGACUGUAUCUCUCUUCCUCUGACUCCCACUUCCACGACUAUCUAUUGUUCUCUCUCUCUCAUUCUGGCAUCAAUGUCUAUAUAUAGCUCUUUUCCUUUUUUGCUUCCACAAUUAUCUAUCGCUGUCUCUCUGCCUCUCUCCUUUGCGUAUGUCUCUCUCUCGCUUACUCCUGUCCUUACGUCUAUCUAUUGUUGUGCUUCUCUUCCCCUCACUCCCGUUUCCAGCACUAUCUAUCGCUGUCUUUCUCCCCCCCUCUCUCUCUCUCUCUCCUCCACGUCUGUCGCUUUGCCUCUCUCUCUUCCUCACUAUGGCCUCCACAUCUAUCUAUCUAUGCUUUUCUCACCCUCUUUCCUCCGCGUCUAUCGCCCUGUCUUUCUCUCCCUCUUUCCUCCGCGUCUAUCGCCAUGUCUUUCACUCUCUCUUUCCUCCGCGUCUAUCGCCCUGUCUUUCUCUCCCUCUUUCCUCCGCGUCUAUCGCCAUGUCUUUCACUCUCUCUUUCCUCCGCGUCUAUCGCCCUGUCUAUCGCCCUCUUUCUCUCUCUCUUUCCUCCGCGUCUAUCGCCAUGUCUUUCUCUCUCUCUUUCCUCCGCGUCUAUCGCCCUGUCUUUCUCUCUCUCUUUCCUCCGCGUCUAUCGCCCUGUCUUUCUCUCUCUCUUUCCUCCGCGUCUGUCGCUCUUGGCUCUUGGCAUUUAGCUCCACGUCUAUCGAUUGCUCUGUCUCUAUUUCUCUUUACCGUUCACCCUCAUCUCCACAUCUUUCUUUCGUCCUCCACCACUUUUCCAUACCUUUUGUAGAGGUCGAACUCUAUGGAUUUUCGAAUGACUUGCUUUACGUGAAGCGCCUUGUGUAA
This is a messenger RNA of Acanthosepion pharaonis, 981 nucleotides long. The record is from the annotation of a GenBank genome assembly. NCBI's taxonomy places the organism in Eukaryota, Metazoa, Mollusca, Cephalopoda, Sepiida, Sepiidae.